GGGGGCGUCCGCCGGUGCGUCUGCCCUCCGGUUCCCCGCCCCCGCCUCCGUCGCAGGCCCGGCCUCCGCCUCCGCCUCCCCCUCCCCCUCCCCGGCUUCUCGCCACCCCUCCCGGGCCGGCCUCCGAACGGCCGCGCAGACCUCGCAGCGCGGGAGGCGGGAUCCUCACGAAUAAAUCAGAAUGAGUUAUACAGAAAAACCCGAUGAAAUCACGAAAGAUGAGUGGAUGGAAAAGCUCAAUAACUUACAUGUCCAGCGAGCAGACAUGAAUCGCCUCAUCAUGAACUACCUGGUUACAGAGGGCUUUAAGGAAGCAGCAGAGAAGUUUCGAAUGGAAUCUGGGAUCGAACCUAGUGUGGAUCUAGAAACACUUGACGAGCGAAUCAAAAUACGUGAGAUGAUUCUGAAGGGCCAGAUUCAGGAGGCUAUUGCCUUGAUCAACAGCCUCCACCCAGAACUCCUAGACACAAACCGGUAUCUGUACUUCCACCUGCAACAACAGCACCUGAUUGAGCUGAUCCGCCAGCGAGAGACAGAGGCGGCGCUGGAGUUCGCCCAGACCCAGCUGGCAGAGCAGGGUGAGGAGAGCCGGGAGUGCCUGACGGAGAUGGAGCGCACCCUGGCCCUCCUGGCCUUCGACAACCCCGAGGAGUCGCCCUUUGGAGACCUCCUUAAUAUGAUGCAGAGGCAGAAGGUGUGGAGUGAAGUUAACCAAGCUGUCCUGGACUAUGAAAAUCGCGAGUCAACACCCAAGCUGGCAAAAUUGCUGAAACUGCUCCUUUGGGCUCAGAAUGAGCUGGACCAGAAGAAAGUAAAAUACCCCAAAAUGACAGACCUCAGCAAAGGUGUGAUCGAGGAGCCCAAGUAGUCUGUGUGGUGGACCCGUGCCUUACCGGCACUGGACUUGCCGGAGUGUCCGUCCCUGACUGAAGGAAUUUACUGCAGUAGACACCCCCCGUACUCUUUUCUGACCUGGCAUCUCUUUAAAGGGAAAAUGGCCCUUUGGAGCGCUGGGAAACCCACAGUGAGAGGCGCUGUGUCUGAGGGUGCGGCCGCACCGGGGUGUGGGCUACGGAGGAGUCGGCGGCUAGCGUGUGUGGUUCGUGGUUCAGGAAGCUGGCUCCACAAAGGCCGCCACGUGGUCCACACGGCAGCUCUGAAGCCAACCUCAGCGUGGGCUCUUUUCUUUACCACCCCCGCCCCCGGUUUUGUUUUUUCAUAGAAAAGACUAUAUAAAUUUGUAAAUCCUAAUUCAAAGAUUUCUUUUGUGUGAGGGUAUUGAGUUGAUUUGUUUUCCCUUUUGGUCUGGGUUGUGUGGCUUUGGGGAGAUGUGUGUGUGUGUGAUGGGUGGGCUGUGUGUUUUUUAAUUUUUUAAAUAUAUAUUUUGGUGCUGUAUGUGGUGAGACACCUUCCUAGUGGACCGAUGAACCAUCUCUUCUAGGCAGUUUUGUUGAAAAUAAAGGUUUCUCGAUGAUUUCAAGAAUGACCAAAAUGGCCUCUAAAAAGUUUUAAUCAUCUCAGAUCUUUUGUUUGGGGCUGACUUCCCCGUGGUGAGGGCAGCUAUGGGGCAUCUAGCAGGUGCAGCAGGAGGGGUGAGUUAUGUGCUUGGGAGUGGCCUGGGGGCAGGCACAGCUGGGCUGGACGUAGGUGCGUCAUAGGCCGCAUCUGCCUACCGUUUCCCGGGGCGCCCGUUCUGUGUGGGUCCUGACCCUGUGCGCUCGCCAGUGUCCCUGCCCAGUGGGGAGCUCACAGGUGGUGGUCAGUGGCCUUGGGAAGAUGCGAGUGCCUGGGAGCGGGGUGGCAGAUGCUGUGCCUGGUGCUGCUGGGAGCUGGCGCGACAGUCGGCUUGGUGGGUCCCCACGGGGCUCCUGCCCCCGGGGCGGGUCCUCUGCGGUGACAGCGCCCACAGAGCCUCUUUUGUUGCUGUGGCUCCUGCGUGUGCUCUGGAGGGAGUCCCUGCUGCUGGAGUGGCGGGGACUUGGUUCUCCUUCGCUGGACUCCAGGACUGAGAGAAAUGCCAUGAGCAGCUGAAUUUGGGGGAGUCUGUUUGCCCUGACAAGCAAGCUGAGGCAGCUUUGUGGGUAUUUGGGUGGGUCGGGGGUCCGCCUUUGAUUGCAAGGACCACCCUCAUCACAUUCCUGCAUACCUGGAGUAUUUAUCAUUAACUGUCUAGUGCCAGCAGUUGUCUACCCUGAAUAUUCACACUGUGCUAUGACUUGGAGUCUUGUGAGGUCGUCGUCCGGUGGGUAGGCGCUCUGGGCAGGGUUUAUUUCCCUAGAUGGUUUGUGUGAUUCAAUCAGAGGCAAUGGUGAAAGUGUUGCAUUUCCACUGUACACUGAC
This is a messenger RNA of Manis pentadactyla (Chinese pangolin), 2340 nucleotides long. RefSeq names its product GID complex subunit 8 homolog (gene GID8). The record is from RefSeq and is a predicted model, not a curated record. Gene Ontology annotation, biological process: proteasome-mediated ubiquitin-dependent protein catabolic process; positive regulation of canonical Wnt signaling pathway. The transcript has 5 exons. Bases 182 to 868 code for a protein of 228 amino acids. NCBI's taxonomy places the organism in Eukaryota, Metazoa, Chordata, Mammalia, Pholidota, Manidae. Gene Ontology annotation, cellular component: nucleus; cytoplasm. Gene Ontology annotation, molecular function: protein binding.